UUCUUGACAAAUAAAAGAUUAACACAUUGCAAAAACAGCAAUAAUAAAAAAAUAAUUAAAAAAACAUGAUAUCUCAAUUUCAUAUUGUAACAUGACUAAAUCAUAACUAAAACUAAAAUUUAAUAAUUAAAAUAAAAUAAAUUAAAAUUUUAUAACUAAAAUAAAAAAAAUGAAAUAUUUAAUCAGCAUUUAUGUGGUUAUCCCCUAUAGAACUCUUUUUUUUUAAAAAUGAUAUCCCCUAGUCAGGACUGAAGCCAUUCUAAGAGUUGGACUGUCUAAAGGAAGCGAUUUAGGUUUCGGUAUCAUAGUCACUGGUUCAGGUCAGGAACCUUUAAAGACAAAUUAUAAAUAAUUUGGCUGCUGGGCCAGUUUUUAAAGGAGUUGACCUAUGAAAUAAAACAAGAAGACAUAUUCUUGUUUCCAACGAAGUAAAAUGUUCGAGAUUACGAGGGAUGCUAAUAAGUUUCCUUGAAAAGUCACAAUGCGUUCCUCUCUUGGAUUUUUCUUUGGAUUCUUUUCAACCCUGAAUUUAAGUUAAAUAAUCCCUUUGAUUAAGUCAAGUAAUCCCUUUGAUUAACUCAUAAGCCACAGUUUCCACCAUCUUUAACUCUUUCUAAUCACCUUUUUCUCUCUACUACUCCAUAACUUAGUAGCCAUCGUUUCUGUUCCCUGACAGGUGUUGUGGACCAAGCUACAAAAAGGCAGAUGGAGAAAUCUAAAAUACGCCAUAACCGACUCUGGUUUGUCAUCUUGAUUAUGUUUUCUUUCUUGUUUUUAUUUCUUUAUGCUUAUGAUUAUUCACCUUUUUCUAAUGAUUAUGAAACCAAUGGUCUCGCCUCUAAACUCAAACACUCUGCCAAUGCUUUCAGUACCCAAAAGUCUAAUUACAACUCCCUUGAUGAUUCUGAUCCAAAAUCUUAUUCAGAUUCUUGUUCAGGUCGUUAUAUAUAUGUUCAUGAUCUUCCUCGACGAUUCAACGACCUUGUUGUUGAAAAUUGCACUGCCCUUUAUAGAUUUUAUGACAUGUGCCCGUUCCUUACAAACUCAGGAUUUGGUGUUAAGGUUACUGAAGGGAUUAUAUCAGGACGGAAUUGGUUUGCAACUAACCAAUUUCUUUUAGAAGUUAUAUUUCGCACUAGAAUGAACAACUAUGAAUGUUUGACUAAUGACUCCUCGUUAGCUUCUGCCAUUUUUGUACCUUAUUAUGGUGGACUCGACGUCGGCCGCUACCUGUGGGACUAUAAUAUAUCAAGAGAUACUUUGGGUGCUGAUCUUGUCAAAUGGCUGGCACAGAAACCUGAAUGGAAAAAAUUGUUGGGUAGAGACCAUUUCUUUGUUUCUGGAAGGAUUGGUUGGGAUUUUCGAAGACAUGUUGAUAAUGAUAAUGGUUGGGGAAGCAAUCUUAUGUCUUUGCCUGAAUCUAUGAACAUGACAAUGCUGACAAUUGAAUCAACUGCCUGGAGUAAUGAAUUCGCGGUACCAUAUCCAACACAUUUCCACCCGUCAAGUGAAACUGAGGUGAUUGAAUGGCAAAAUAAAAUGAGGAAACAGAAAAGGCAUUACUUGUUUUCUUUUGCAGGCGCCCCACGACCUUUAGGCUCAAAGAGGUUAUGUAAGUUGCUGAAUUGUGACUCUGGACCAAACAAGUGUGACAACCCCGUCGAGGUCAUCAAGGUAUUUCAGGACUCGGUUUUCUGCCUGCAGCCUCCAGGGGAUUCGUACACUAGACGAUCAACUUUUGAUUCGAUUGUAGCAGGGUGUAUUCCAGUUUUCUUUCAUCCAGGAUCUGCUUAUGCACAGUAUGAAUGGUACUUACCAAAUGAUUAUACUACAUAUUCUGUGUUCAUACCAGGGAACUUGGUGAAAAAUGGGAGUAUCAGCAUCAAUGAGACUUUGCUUCAGGUUCCCAAUGAUAAAAUAACAAAAAUGAGAGGGGAGGUUAUAAAGCUGAUACCAAACAUUCUAUAUGCAAAUCCCAAGUCAAAACUAGAGAGUCUUGAAGAUGCAUUUGACAUAGCAAUUAAGGGAGUACUUGCAAGAGUCGAGAAAGUGAGAAAGGAAAUUAGAGAGGGAAAGUAUCCUGGCAUUGGCUUUGCAGAACCAAAUUGGAAGCUCAAAUUCUCUAGAAUGGGCCAACAAGACUGGUCCCGUUUCUUCUGAAAAAACAUUUGAUUGAUAGGAAAUUUUUUUUAUUUUUUAUUUAUUUUUUGUGUUUAUUAUCAUACUUUACUGCAAAAGGACUACUACAUUUCUGUUUCUUCUCGUUACUUUCUACAAAAAAGUUGCCAAGGUUUAGCAUGUAAUACAUUUGAGUCCCUAUUGUUCAAAAAUAAUAUUAAUUUCUGAAAUCUAAAAUUAAUUUAUUGA
Messenger RNA from Ricinus communis (castor bean), 2367 nucleotides. Its product is annotated as probable xyloglucan galactosyltransferase GT14. The coding region runs from base 706 to 2160 and encodes 484 amino acids. NCBI's taxonomy places the organism in Eukaryota, Viridiplantae, Streptophyta, Magnoliopsida, Malpighiales, Euphorbiaceae. Gene Ontology annotation, molecular function: glycosyltransferase activity. The transcript has 2 exons. The record is from RefSeq and is a predicted model, not a curated record.